CGGUAUUCGACGCCCAAGUUGGACGUAUGUUUAGUGCUGUCCUCAUUUCUGUGUUCCGUACUUGUUAUCGCUGUUGAUCGGCGGUGUUUAAUCGAGUACCCUUAACAUUGCAGUGAUUGAACUUUAAUUGUGAUAAACAUACGAGUGUAUUUUUUUUAAAAUUUGGAUUAGCUUUGACUUCUGGCGCCAUAAAAAGAAUAAUGAGCAAAUAGAAACACCUCUUUCAAUCGAUCAUUAAAACGAUAGAGGCCUUAUACUCACCAUGAAGCGGUUAACAAAAUGCUGCUGCUGCGCGUCUACGCGCACAGGAACGCUGAUCAUCGCUACGUUGGGGAUUAUCCUCUCCAUCAUCACAAUUAUUGUGAUCUGGGUCGCUCCGAGGCAUCAAGUCUCCUUCACAACGUUCAUCUUUGAUGACGAUGUUGACAGAUGGCUCUCCGACAAUGAAGUGCCAAGAAUAAUACUAACGAUCAACCUGUGCUUCACCAUAUUAAUAUGCUCGCUACUCAUCGUUGCAGUGAAUAAGCGGCGGUCCUGGAUGAUGCUGCCGUUCGUAGUUCUGGGCAUUGUGCUGGCCAUCGGUUUGUUGAUCAGCGUGCUGCACACUUCUAUCACGUACUACCUCAGCAAGGAAGACCACGUCAUUCUUGCAACCUGCAUUCUUAUUGGUGGAUUGAUCUAUUUGUGUCUGUUCCUGUACCUCUGGGUAGUAGUAUUUAGCCACUAUCUGGACGUCCGCGAUGAGGAAGAGAGAGGCAGAUAUAGCAAGGCACCUUACCGGCGGUAGAUCUCGUCUUCAUUCACACAUGGGCGUGAAUUAAUCUCAUUCAUCACCUAUUUUUGUAUACUGACCUUCGACCUACUCUCUGAUAUGUCAAAGAUAUGAAGGCAGAUUAUUAAUUGUAAGAACAAUGAUGUAUAAUGUAGGAAUCGUAUGGUUAAAACUUUGCCACAUUUAAAAAAAAAUUACCUUAAGUACCUACAUAAUAAGUAUGUUGUUGAUUUUACCUAAAAGCUAGACUAUACUAACUAAAAAGCAUGGCAGGCUAACGAGACAAGAAACAUGACAAAAAUGUAAUUAUAAAAUUACCUUCCAAUUAAUACCUUUAUUAACGCCAUUGCCGUACACAGAUAUCGUUGGUACUCAUCAGUGCUUUAAUAUGAACUUAAGGCACAUUGACAUUCAUGAGGAUUUUGAUAUACUGUAUCACAAGGGCGGUAAGUAGACAAUUAUGAACAGAUUUAAUGACCCGAACGUUUAUAACUACUCUUCCGGUCUUGAUGCUGUUUUAGGUACCUACUAUUAUUCUAUCACUCUUGCGAGGAAGUUAAAAAUAAAUCUUUAAAAUUUAUGUAUGCUAUCUAUGAGUGAUUGGUAUACCUCAUAAAAAUAAUAAAUAAAAUAAAAUAAAGCCGACUAGUGUAAACACUUUAAUUUUUAAAUAAGAUCAAAAAGUCCGUUAUAGUUAUAGUUAUAGUCUGCACGUAGCGAUCGGCAGGAAUAUAAAAAAAACUAUUGCCACCAAAAAAUAUCGCUCUAUAUAAAAAAAAAAUAUCGAGCAUGUGUGAUGAUAAUAUAGUACAUUGUGCAACAAGGGCGGUAAAAAAGGAAUUACGAACGAGACUUUAUUAGAAGUCUAAGAGACUGAGGGCUCGUAAUUCCCGUACCGCCGGUCAAACACGCAGUGUUUUUCAUUACACAUGCUCGUAAACAAUACAAUUGCACGCAGGCUAACUUUACUAUAACACCCCAAUUAAAACCCUCGGGCCUUUUUUCUUCACAUUACAAUCAUGGUUGGUAUUCAAAUCGUCGAGGUGUUCACGAUUGAUUUACAUAAAUUUUACGAAAAACUAAGGUAGCUAAUGUAACCGAUGAAAUAAAAAAUAAAAAAUAAGUUUUCAAAAGUACCUGUACAAGUAGUGCCGUUUUUAACAAAAUAUUUAUGAACUCUUGGAGAAUGACGGAUAUAAUGUUGUAUUUGCUUAGUUUUAAAUCGUAAACGGUUUAAAAUUAAUUAUUUGUAUUCAUACAUGAUUGCAUCGAUACGAAGUAACCAUAAGUUGUUGUAUUUAUACUGGAAUUCUCUCAUCCUUUAAUCAUUACCUAUUACGGACUAUAUUGUAUGAAUAAAAAUGGAAAUAAAUUAAUUUGCUACUACAAGUCCGCAAGAAUUUCUUACUUGGUCAAGCAUCGAGAAAUCAAUGGGGAUACGUCGUAGAGAGGUGAAACACGUAUCUAUGACUGUCGUUCCGCUUGUGUUGUUUAUGUUAUUACUUUUAUGCGGAGAUAGGUUGGAGAAAUUAACUGUAUGAAAAAAAAAACAUUCAACACAGGCGCGGCUAUUUUGCGCGAUUCAACGUCCAAUGGGUUCGCUAGUCGCAAAUUAAUUUCUUCCAUCUUUAUUAGCAUGGAUUUACGCAAAGGCUCACCUGAAUAUAUUGCAUGAAUUAAAAAAAAAUGCACCACUUUAUAUGGGAAUAGAUUUUGUCUAUGAAAGAGUUUAUAUAUGGAUCAAAGAGUUUAUAUGAUGUAUGGUACAGGGUCAAGACCACGUCAAGCUUUACACGUAGGACUCAAAUCCAACUCUAUGCUGCUUAGGAUAAGAACGAUCCAAAGUACAAAGCGUCAAGCUUGAUGUGCUCUUGACUGUACCUAUAUGUACUCGCUUCUCAGUGGUGAGCCGUGCCCAGCAAAGGUAAGUACAUUGGUUGAUGGUAAUCAUCUAUUUCUUAAUUUGAGCAUUUCUUACCAACAUUCAAAGGAUUACAAAUGACAUUAUUUUCAUUGUAACCAAAUUUCAAUCGUAAGUGGUGCAAAAGUAUUUAGAUUUCCAGACAUGCUUCCAAGUACAAUUUUCUAAUAAUUUUAAGUGAAUUUUUAUUAGUUAAGUUACCAGAUAUUAAUGUUUAUAAGAAAAAUAAUUUAUUCACACGUUAUUAACUUAUAUUAAAACUAAAACU
This is a messenger RNA of Hyposmocoma kahamanoa, 2961 nucleotides long. RefSeq names its product lysosomal-associated transmembrane protein 4A-like. Bases 263 to 787 code for a protein of 174 amino acids. The transcript is spliced from 5 exons. Lineage: Eukaryota; Metazoa; Arthropoda; Insecta; Lepidoptera; Cosmopterigidae. The record is from RefSeq and is a predicted model, not a curated record.